GUCCGAUCCGUUUACAGUCACGGCCCCGUCCCUACAUAUAGAACCUCGUGCGCUUCCAUACAGUUGUUCUCCGAAGGUAGGGUUUGCAGAAACUUCGGCACCGCGCGACGCGAAAGCGACAGAUCCCGGGUUAUGCAACACUCUGUGAAGUGUGCAGGCUAGGAAUCUCACGGCAUGGCGACUCAGAUCAGCAAAAAGAGGAAGUUUGUAGCCGAUGGAGUGUUCUAUGCCGAGCUCAACGAGGUCUUGACCAGAGAGCUCGCCGAGGAUGGAUACUCUGGUGUGGAGGUCAGGAUCACGCCUAUGCGGAUCGAGAUCAUCAUCAGGGCCACCCGCACGCAAAACGUUCUCGGAGAGAAGGGAAGGAGGAUUAGAGAGCUGACUUCGGUGGUGCAGAAGCGGUUCAAGUUUCCAGAGAAUGGCGUGGAGUUGUAUGCCGAAAAGGUUAAUAACAGAGGGCUGUGCGCCAUUGCCCAGGCUGAGUCGCUCCGGUACAAGCUCCUUGGUGGGCUGGCCGUGCGCAGGGCUUGUUAUGGUGUUCUGCGGUUCGUUAUGGAAAGUGGAGCAAAGGGUUGUGAGGUAAUUGUCAGUGGGAAGCUGAGGGCUCAGCGUGCCAAGUCCAUGAAGUUCAAGGAUGGCUACAUGAUUUCUUCUGGUCAGCCCGUCAAUGAGUACAUUGACUCUGCUGUUAGACAUGUUCUCUUGAGACAGGGUGUUCUUGGUAUUAAGGUCAAGGUUAUGCUCGACUGGGACCCUAAGGGAAAACAAGGUCCCAAAACGCCUCUGCCUGAUCUUGUGACCAUCCAUCCUCCCAAGGAAGAAGAGGUGUACACGGGACCUGUUCUAGAGACGACAGACAUCGAUGUUGCUGUUCCGAUGGCCUAAACCAUCAUGUUUACUAAAUUCUUGUCACAGCGGAUGCUAGUCCUUGGACUGAUUUUAGGGCUUUUGGUUGCCGACGUUGCAGUAGUUUGCCAGAUGCUUUCUUGUUUAUCCACCUG
Rhodamnia argentea is the source of this 1001-nucleotide messenger RNA. Its product is annotated as 40S ribosomal protein S3-3-like. The coding region runs from base 175 to 885 and encodes 236 amino acids. Gene Ontology annotation, cellular component: nucleus; cytosolic small ribosomal subunit. Gene Ontology annotation, molecular function: structural constituent of ribosome; RNA binding. Gene Ontology annotation, biological process: translation. The record is from RefSeq and is a predicted model, not a curated record. The transcript has 6 exons. NCBI's taxonomy places the organism in Eukaryota, Viridiplantae, Streptophyta, Magnoliopsida, Myrtales, Myrtaceae.